AUGUUGUAUCUCCAAACUCGAGAAUUGCAUCUACCCAGUGAGCUCCAAAAGAGUGAUGCCGGUCGUGGUUUGACGAAGAGUCUUCAGCACCAUGUAAAUAGUGUUCCACCAACUAGAUGGAUAUAUUGCCAGAACUUGGCCCAGUCAACAAUCACUGUUUGGAAGUUAUCUGGACCCAGUGGCCGACAAGGUCAUGAUGACCACAUUGGUGUUAUCCAUGACGGCGAGCCAAUUAUUUCCAGGUAUUCCAAUUGUGUGAUCAAAUCUCGUCACUGGGCAGUCACUCUGACACUAUUAAUUAUUGCUCGCGACGUUGGGAUAGUUUGUGCUGCUGGAUAUUUGAGCUUCCUAUCACUCCCGGAGCCA
This is a messenger RNA of Opisthorchis viverrini, 366 nucleotides long. RefSeq lists its product as hypothetical. The record is from RefSeq and is a predicted model, not a curated record. Lineage: Eukaryota; Metazoa; Platyhelminthes; Trematoda; Opisthorchiida; Opisthorchiidae. The transcript has 2 exons. The annotation marks the transcript as partial.